Peromyscus eremicus (cactus mouse) is the source of this 2086-nucleotide messenger RNA. It is a transcript of the gene Crppa, whose product is annotated as CDP-L-ribitol pyrophosphorylase A. Gene Ontology annotation, molecular function: D-ribitol-5-phosphate cytidylyltransferase activity. NCBI's taxonomy places the organism in Eukaryota, Metazoa, Chordata, Mammalia, Rodentia, Cricetidae. The record is from RefSeq and is a predicted model, not a curated record. The coding region runs from base 270 to 1616 and encodes 448 amino acids. Gene Ontology annotation, biological process: protein O-linked glycosylation via mannose; isoprenoid biosynthetic process. The transcript is spliced from 10 exons. Gene Ontology annotation, cellular component: cytosol.
CUUGGGUAAGGACUGCUACCGCAGCCUCAGCUGGGCCUGCCCGGAGGGAGAGAGGGACGAGCAGGAAGAGCGCCCGCUGCCUGGGGCGCUGGGCCCGGGCGGGGAAGACAAGCUGGGCCGCUCCCGCGGGGAUCAGCCCCUGGGCCCACCUUCCCCUUCUCGGCGCCGCUCCUCGCCCACCCCGACCCGCGAUCGCGGCCCAGGGCUGGUGUUGGCGCCCCCCUCUCGGUUCCCGCCUGCACCGCGGGGUUCAGAGCUCUGCUCGAGUCAUGGAGCUCGGGCCGCACAGCAGGCCCGCUGAGCCGGGGCGUUGCGUGAGCGGCUCGCCCAGCGCGGGCUCAGCGUUCCCGGCGUCCCGGGUGUCUGCCGCCGGGGCCGAGCCCGGGAGUCGGCCCGCAGCGGUGGCGGCCGUGCUGCCGGCCGGGGGCUGCGGGGAGAGGAUGGGCGUCCGCACCCCGAAGCAGUUCUGCCGCGUACUGGAGAGGCCGCUCAUCAGCUACACCCUGCAGGCCCUGGAGAGAGUAUGCUGGAUAAAGGACAUUGUUGUGGCAGUGACAGGGGAGAACAUGGAAGCAAUGAGGAACAUCAUCCAGAGGUAUGGGCACAAGCGCAUCUCACUAGCUGAGGCCGGAGCCACGCGCCACAGGUCGAUUUUCAAUGGACUGAGAGCCCUGGCAGAGGAUCAGCCAGACUGUAAACUCACUAAGCCAGAAGUGGUGAUUAUCCACGAUGCUGUGAGACCUUUUGUGGAGGAAGAUAUUCUCCUGAGAGUUGUCAUGGCAGCUAAGGAGCAUGGGGCAGCAGGGGCAAUUCGACCUCUGGUGUCCACUGUCAUCAGUCCCGCUGCUGAUGGCUGCUUAGACCACGCCCUGAACCGGGCCAAACACAGGGCAAGUGAAAUGCCACAGGCUUUUCUCUUUGAUGUGAUCUAUGAGGCAUAUCAGCAGUGUAGUGACUAUGACUUGGAAUUUGGAACAGAGUGCUUGCAGUUGGCCCUAAAAUACUGUCACACGAAAGCGAAACUUGUAGAAGGGCCCCCCGAGCUCUGGAAGGUGACCUACAAACAAGAUCUGUAUGCAGCUGAAUCACUGAUUAAGGAGAAAAUUUCACAAGAGAUUUGUGUGGUUGUGAACACAAAAGAUGAAGAAUCUGUAGGGCAUCUUCUCAAGGAAGUGCUAAAAAAUGAAUUAAAUUGUGCUACCAUCACAUCCACAGCUCCAGAUCACUCAGGUGGAGACAUUCAGAACUUCCUCACAGACCAGUGCUAUAGCUUCAUCUGUGUGACUGUUCUGUCCUCUGAUUUUCAAGAGCCCCGGAAGUUCCUGACUGCACUUGAGGAGAGCAGCCUUCCUCUCUUGUAUCCUGUGGUUGUUGUGUUGGUGCACUGCCUAGACUUCACCUUCGUCCCGCCCACUCAGAAGAUGGAAAGCCUGAGGUGGAUCAGGGACUUGGCAAAGGAAGUGAAAAAAAGGAAUGUUUUAUUAAGUGGACUCCUGAUAAACUACUCACAGGAUGAGCAGAAACUACAAGAGAGUUUACAGCAAGGUGCUUCCAUCAUAGCUGCCUUAGUUAAAGAAAGAAGGCCUGCACUCGCUGGUCAGCUCCUGGUGGCGUAAAGAACACAGACAAGUCAUCAAUGAGCUGCCAAGGACACUUCCCAGACUCUGCCUCAUGCCUGCCUCCCCACCUCACUGUCUCUCCCUCGUGUGUGGGAGAGAAGUUUAGUUGUUUUCUUCAUCUUGCCACUUAUAGGAUGUGAUACAUAGAUUGUCAAAAUGGGUUAGUGUUCAUGUUCAUGACAUUAUGUGUGUCAAACAUAAAUGUCUUCAACCAUAAAAGGAUAGAUAAAUGAAAAAAAUACUGCCCUUAUGUAAGGAACCUGCUCACUUCUUCAGGGAGUCCAGUUUAAAUGAUGAAGUGAGCUAUCCCUUCAGGAGAUGAGACUUUAGACAGCUUAGCUAUUAUCUUAAAUCUAUGUUAAUUAACAGAUUGGUGCCAUUAUGAUGGAGACAAUGAAUAUGCUUCAGAAUUAUUCGGAAUUCUAAAAUUGUCUUCUCAGUAUGUGAUAUUAUAUCUUUUUGCCUUA